Messenger RNA from Rhineura floridana, 3576 nucleotides. It is a transcript of the gene LRRC71, whose product is annotated as leucine rich repeat containing 71. NCBI's taxonomy places the organism in Eukaryota, Metazoa, Chordata, Lepidosauria, Squamata, Rhineuridae. Gene Ontology annotation, molecular function: protein binding. The transcript has 15 exons. The record is from RefSeq and is a predicted model, not a curated record. The coding region runs from base 1 to 1566 and encodes 521 amino acids.
AUGGGGAAAAAGGGGGAGCGGGGGGCCAAGGAGAAGAAUGCCGCCUUGGAGGAGGAGGCCAGGAAUGCUGCCAAAAAGGCUGAACACGGGGAAGAGGAGUACCAGUGCACGGGGAUACUGGAGCAGGAUUUCGUGGAACUCUGCAUGCGGGCCGGAUUCCAAGAGAUCCCCAAGGUCGUUAUGAGGCCCCAACCCCGCCCGGUCACUGUCCCCGAGGAGCCCGACCCAGUGGCUGAGAAGGAGGGUCUCAAUGCCCUCACACUGAUCCAGUACAAGUAUGCCUACUUCCGCCCCACCAUCCAGGUGGAGAUGGAGCAGGAGGACCCCAAGACCACCAAGGAGAUCUUCAUUCGGAGCUGGAAAAUUGAAGAGAAGAUGCUGUGUAUCUUUGCCAAGUGCCUGCCAACUCUCACCCACCUCCAGGCAAUUCGGCUCUGGAAGGUUGGCCUGACGGAUCACACCUUCCUCUCCCUCAUCUCCAUUGUGCCAAACUGCCCCACCCUCAAAAUGCUGGCCUUGGAAGGCAACCCUCUGCCCGAGCGCUCCUUCUACAAGCUGAUUUCCGAAGACACCACUCUGGGCCACCUCUGCCUGCGGAGCAACGAGAUCGAUGACGAGGGGGCCUUCCUGAUCGGGCAAGCGCUUUCUUCCCUCAAGAGCUCAAACAAGAACCUCAUCUCCAUCAACCUCAGCUACAACCACAUCACGGACGUGGGCGCAGGAUACAUUGCAAAUGGUCUGCGUCUCAACCGUUCACUGCUUUCCUUGUCGUUGUCGCACAACAAGAUUAACGACGGUGGGGCCCUGAAGCUUGCAGAGGUCCUCGGCCCGUUUGCCCUCACGCACACAGAGGUGGUGGAGAGGCGGCAUCUUCUGUUGGAGAAGGAGUGCCAGGAGAGAUGUCGCUUGCCACAGAGACACUCGGAUUUUAAAAGUGAACGCCCCUCCAGCCAUGCCAGCAGCACAGCCAUUGACAAGUUGCAGCCGGCCAAGGCUGCCAAAUCCGCCAAUAAGAAGAAGGAUCCUCUUAAGAAGGAUGAGAAGGGCCUGGCGGGCGGAGGGACUGCUGCGCAGGCAACGCCAGCAGCUCAGACCAAGAAGGAAGACGCCAAGCAAGCCAAGAAAGCUGUUCCCGCUGCCGACCAGAAAGCUGUCCGUGGCAAAGGAACGAAACCUGGCACAAAAGACAAACGGGCUCAAGUCCUGGAAGUGGAGGUGAUGGAGCCCACCGAGAUGCUGAACCCGCUCCUGGAGCCAGCGGAGCACAGAGAUGGGAAAGUCUUCCUCCCAGGCAACCGUGUCCUCAUUUACCUGAACCUCAUCCGUAACCAAAUCACGGAGAGGGGCUUGAAAGCCUUCCUGGCAGCCUUGGAGCAUCAGAGUAGCAGGGCGGCUCCUGGGGGCAAGGGGCCAAUGGGGCUCCUGCGGCUGUCGCUGGCGAAGAACAACUACCCGAUGGAGAGCAAGACCUUUGCCCGGAUCCAAGAGAUGAUGGUGUCGCGUGACCCCCUCCCGAAGGCAGGGGCAGCAGCCAGGACAGUAGAGGAGGAGGCGGGGGCAACGUAGAGCCUCAGCUGGAGAUCGCACAAAUAAGUGGCCCCCGUCCUGACGUCCAGGAUCUUGCCGGCCUUGGACUUGUGCCUUGUUUUAAUUGUCCACUCAACCGCAGGGGGAGGGAACCCCCUCCCCUGGUUGUCCAAGAAAAGUAAAACUAAACCUGAGAUUCUGCUGCGAAGGCCUCCUCACUUAAGGGCGCAGGAUCCAGUACUAAUUUAGGGAGAGAGAGAAAAAUUUAACUAUAUUUAUCCUGCUAAUGAUGGAACGAGAAAGCCCCAAAUUCACCCCUGCCUGAUACUUGUGUAAAAUACAGCCUAUGGAGUGAAAAAAGGCACUGCUCCCCGCCCCCAGCACCUCCCUUUCGUGGGUUGGGGACAGGCCGGGGGGCUUAGAGACACCACAACACAGCCCCAGCAGCGAAGGAGAGAAUCCAAGUCGUCUGUGACUGGGGUGCCACUGGGGUGGACUUGACAGCAUCUUGGAGAGGCCACAAUCUCUUGCUGACACUGCCCCCCAGUUAUAUUGCCUCUCCUCCCUCGCACAACACCCACCAGUGGUUGCUCACUAGGGACGCAAAUGGCUCGCACACACAAUUGAUAUAAAACCCCAAAGCCCCCUUUCCCUUUGGGUCUUUUUAACAGAGAGGCCUGUCACUUAAAGGAGUUUGCUGUGAAAAUGCUCAUGUUUGGCAGAGGCUGAACCAUCUAGACUUGCAGCUGUGCUGGAGACCAGCCUGACAGUGCAAGGAAGCCAAGCAGGUGCUGCAAGGCAUGGCCAUAGUUUUAGAAGCAAGUAGACCCCCUCCUUCCAAAAAACCAGAGCCAUGCUCCAUAGCAGCACAGACAAUCCCUCGGGUGGGAAAAUACCUUGGGGCUGGCCACAGCUCUCCGCAGAAUGCAAAUGUCCCCAGGAGGGCCCUACUGCAGCCCAGUACCCUCUGACUCGUUGGGACUCCAACUCUCACCAGCCCUCCCCUCAUAUACCUGGACUGGCUCGGGCUGAUGGGAAUUGUAGCCCAAAACAGCUGGAGAGCGUAAUCCCGUCAGCAGAAAUACCAGCUGCUCACCUCAUCUGGUGUCUCCCUGCCUGGAUGAUGAAGAAAUCCAUCGAGGGAACUUGCUUCCCUGCGGUGUUGAUUAUUUGCUCCCACAGGAGGCAGCAACAGCCACCAGCGUGGAAGACUUUUAAAAGAUUAGACCUACGAAUGGAGGAUAAGGCUAUCCAUGGCUACUAGGCACAAUGGCUCUGUGCUCCAGCUGCCUGACAAGUGGGGAAAGCAGCCCUUGCUCUCCGGUCCUGCUUGGGGGCUUCUCGGGGGGGGAUCUGCUUGGCCACUGGGAGGAGGAGGAGGUGCUGGACGAGACGAGCUGCCUUUGGCUGGAUGCAGCUGCAGCCGGGCUGUGCCGAUGUCCUCCGUACGCUCAUGCUAAAGAACACGCCUGCUGUGUGGCAUGAAGGUUGUGGCCGGUCAGGAGCAGGAUCCUGCCAAGUCCAAGGUCUGCAUGUGCCCUUCCAGCUGCAAACUGGCUGUCCUCUCUCAGUCCAUCUCUGAGUCACACAAUCUCCAAUUGGGGGGGGGGGAGAGAGAGCUGGGCAGAAAGGUCCUCUUUGCACAGAACACCGCCCACCUUGCCACCUCCAGGAGAGAGAGGGGCAGGGAACAGCUUCCUCCUGAGCAACAGACCUCCUGAAUAUCAGCUGAGGGGGGCUCCCUUCUGGCCACCUCCUCAAGUCCAGCCACAUUGUGGGAAAGGCGGCUGACUCCAGGUGGUGGUGGUGGUCCCAAACCUGCAGCCAGGCCUGGGGCAAGCAAGCAUCGCAACAACUUCACUUCACUAACAGACCCUAAACACCUCGGCCCUCCCCCUUACCAGCUGCUCAAGUUCAGCUGUUGAUUUAUGACAAAAGGAAAAAGCUAGACAGGCACAAGAUCAAAGAAUAUUUUACUUUUUUUCUUUUCUUAAAAAAAAACCCUUUACCAUUGAAAGGAAGAAAAUAAAAUUGGCUUUUAGCAGAUUG